This is a messenger RNA of Pyricularia pennisetigena, 384 nucleotides long. RefSeq lists its product as uncharacterized. The record is from RefSeq and is a predicted model, not a curated record. The transcript has 2 exons. The coding region runs from base 1 to 384 and encodes 127 amino acids. Lineage: Eukaryota; Fungi; Ascomycota; Sordariomycetes; Magnaporthales; Pyriculariaceae.
AUGAAUCUAUUUCAGCUCAUUUGCGACAUCAUUUGCGACAUACUUUCAUCGCUCAUCUUUCCUCAUGCAAGGGAAAACGAGUUGAGUUUGUUGAACCAACUCAUCGACCUCGAGCAAAGCACCUACGACGACUACCACAGCAAGCUGGUGGACAUGGGAAUGGACUGGAAGGAGCGCUUCGAGCUCUCCGGUAUGCGCCGCCCCGCGUCGGAAACUUUUACUAGCGGCCUGCGAAAAGACUCUGGCAGCUGGAGGACCACCAGGGACGUCCGAGCCCGAUACGUCGAUGACCUGAAGGAGCUCAACAGGGACCUGCAUCGACGCCUCGACGAGAGGGGGGGUUAUCAGGGCAGGAGAGGGAUGGAGCGGCCUGACAAAGUCUGA